AUCUAUUAUCCUGUGUACGUGUGUAUUCCUCGAAAAUGGCAUUUUCUUCAGACCUUAGAAUACAAGUAGCAAUAAAUAAUCACUGAACUGGCUAUAUUUUGUCCAAUCUGGUGGCUUAAAGAUGUCUAACCAUGAUCAACAUUUCGACAGUGGUGGAGCUGGGGCAAGCGACAGGCGGCAGUCUACCUUCCCGGGAGGAGGAGGCAGACUGCGCACACAGCGGAAGAGUGUGGUUGGUGCAUUGCAGGCUGAAACUCUGAAAGAAAAACAGGCACGAGCCAGAGAGGCUAGAGAAAUGCGCAGAACCAGGAUAUCUUCCACUCACAAAUAUUUGCUUGACAUCGUAGCUAGUUACCUUGAUAUGGAUCUAGCUUCUGUGGAGGAAUUCAUCUUGGAUUCUUCUGAGCAAGUAAACCUAAUGGAUGGUUUCCUUGAAGCUGAUGGUUCCAAGGGCCUGAUGUUCUUUCUACAAGAUUCUGAUCCUCCUGGGCAUGAAUCUGGACGUAUCGUAUCGAUACCUAAGGGAUCCAAGAUGCAGCGCCUGUUCAUCACCAGUGGCAGAGAGGAAGGUCUCACCGGGAAAUGCAUGUACUUUCUGCGCACAACUACGCAAGCACUCACAAUCAAGAAUGUCCAUGACGAAGUCAACUUUGGGGCACUGGACACCAAACAGGCAGGGAAACUGACUGUCCUUCCUGCUGCUAAAGAAGCCCUAAACACUGUCUUCAGACCAGCCCUGAAUGCACUCGAAAGCUGGGGAGACCUCAGUGAAACACCACAUGGAAAGAAGACCAAGAAAAACUUCUGUGACUCCUAUGAGAACUUCAUACACUUUCUAGAUGGUGCCCAAAUUGAUGUUACUGGAGCAGUCAAGCUGUGUCCUGGUGAAGAAGUUGAGAUAGACCAUAUCCAAACAGCUGCCGAUUGCAUGGGAGCUUCCACUAAUCCAGAGAUAGUGGAAGCAUUUGAGAAUCUAGUUCAUGCAUGGUGCAAAGAGAUUGAACAGGUGAUAGCUGAGAGUGAACAGAUGCGGAAGGAGGCAGAUGAUACUGGUCCGUUAGCUGAGCUAGAGCACUGGCGAUUCCUGAUGUCUCGCUUCCAUUCCAUCUUGGAUCAGGUCAAGAGCCACCAUUGUAGGACUGUCAUUAAGGUUCUCCAUGCUGCCAAGAGCAAGACUCUCAAGCAAUGGCGAGAACUUGACUGUCGCAUUACUGAUGCAGCUAAUGAAGCCAAGGACAAUGUGAAGUAUCUCUACACCCUAGAGAAGUUCUGUGAGCCCCUCUAUCAUUCUGAUCCGAUUGGAAUGGUGGAAUGCAUACCCAGUCUCAUCAAUGCUAUUAGAAUGAUCCAUAGCAUCUCUCGCUACUACAACACCUCUGCUCGCAUGACAUCCCUCUUCAUCAAGGUAACUAACCAAAUGGUGACCGCAUGCAAGAACUACAUCACUGACUAUGGUAUGUCACGCAUAUGGGAUCAGUCCUACAAGACAUUGAUAGACAAACUACAAGUCUCUGUCAAGCUCUACAAGGAAUACCAGAUCUGUUUCCACAAGGCCAAGAAGAAGAUUGAAGCGAUUCCAGAGGAGAAACCUUUUGACUUCUCAGAGAUGUACAUCUUUGGCAAGUUUGACGCCUUCUGCAAGCGCAUAGACAAGAUCAUCCAGAUGCUGACCACCAUAGAAACCUACUCUGUGCUGACCACAUCCCGCAUUGAAGGCAUUGAGCCCAUGUGCACCAAGUUUCAGACCAUCUUUGCCAUUGUGAAGAAGAAGCCCUAUGACAUCCUGGACCACCGCAAGAUAGACUUUGAUACAGACUUUGAGGACUUCAAGAGCUCUAUUUAUGAUCUUGAGUACAUGCUGCAAAGCUUCCUAGACACAUCCUUUGAGAGAAUCCCAACAGCUGCCCAAGCUCUUAGACUUCUUGGAAGAUUUCAACGGUUGAACUUCCCUUGUCUGAACAUAGAUGAGAAGUACGGUGUUGUCUUGCAUCACUUUGGUUCAGAAAUUGAAGGAAUCAAGAAGUUGUACAACAAGCAGAAAGAUGACCCGCCCAUCCCUAGAGACAUGCCUCCUGUAGCUGGUAAGAUAUCCUGGGCCAGGCAGCUCUUUCGAAAGAUCGAGGAACCUAUGGAUAUUAUCAAGGAGGUUCCAUCAGCGAUGAAAGGUGUAGAGGCAAAGAAGAUUGUUCGCAACUACAAUCGUACUGCGACUGUCCUGAUGGAGUUUGAGAUCCGCUACCACAGGGCUUGGAUUGAGCAAAUAGAGGCUGUCAAAUCAGGAUUAAGGGCAACAUUAUUGAUCAGGCACCCGGAGACUGGUCAGUUGAUGGUCAACUUUGACCCACUGCUCUACCAGAUCAUCCGGGAAUCGGUCUGCAUGGUCAAGCUGGGAUUGGACGUGCCUGAGGCAGCUCUUGUCAUUGUCAUGGGCCAGGAUCAACUGAAGGACAAUGUCAACUCUCUGAAGGCUAUCCUUGAAGAGAAUGCAGCAGUGAGGGCCAACAUAAGCUCCAUUUUCCAGCAACUCAUGUCACCUCACACCAAGAAAGUGGACAUUGCGAUCCAGCCAGGACUGACCAUGCUUUCCUGGACCUCACUUAACCUUGAUGCCUACUUUAACAGCAUCAAGGAAACUCUGAGAAGCCUCUUUCUGCUGAUCAAACAAGUGAAUGACAUUCGAGAAUCUCGCAUUGAUUCUUGUCUGAAUACCAUUGCCAACACUUCCCUCGUUGAGUUGCCUUCUGCAGAACCAUGGACAGCAGAGGACUUUAUCUCUAAAACACAGUCUGCCUGUGAGCAGAGGGCACUAGUGUUGGACAAGGUCAGCAUGCGAGUGGAGGAGGCUGUCACAGAGCUGGUGGAGAUCUUCAUAGAACAAGCACACAGAUUAUCCUUCUCCUCUAAGACCGGCACCAAUGACCGAGACGAUACUGUGGAAGGAGGUGAAGACACUACUGAAGGUUCAGAGUCAGAGAUGAGCUUUGCUACAACAGAAAGCAUUGAGGAGGAACAGCUCCUGCAGGAGGAGUGCCAGGAGCUAGUGCUCCACUUCAACCAUCGCAUCCUGGAAGCAUUACUCAAGGCUACAAGGAAUGCCCUGGACUCCAUCAAGAAGAGAGUCUUUUUCUCCACACCCAUAGGAAGAGGAGGUUCCUAUGGAAGGAAAGCUACGAGGAGGACAAGGGAAGCAUUCUUCAAAGUCAGUGUGGCUCUGGCGAUUCCAAACGUGGUUCUGCAACCGAAUCUGGAGGAUAUCCAGCAAGCUCUGAACAAAGCUACAACUUGUGUGCUUGAGGUUAGCCGCGGUGUAGCCCAGUGGGGUCAGAGUAGAACUAGACCUAAUGAGCCAGCAGUCACAUUUGAGGAACCUGGCAAACACCGACAUGGAGCUCAUUCAGCCCCACAUGUGGAGGUCAUCCCGCCCCAGAAGCUGAAGAACUACUACAAAAGUAUCGCUGACCACAAAGACAUCCAGAAGCUGCAGAUGAUGCUGAGCAAUGCCAUUGGUCAAUCCAAGCCCAAGAUUCAAGAAGCUCUGGUCAUCUUCUCUGGCUAUCAAUACCUGUGGGAGGGAGACAGGGAGGAGAGCGUCAAGAAUUUCAUAAAGACGGAACCAAUCCUGUCUGAAUGGAAGCAAGAGAUUCUGAGUUAUCAGGAACUAGAAUCUCAGAUUGAGGAGAUCAGCCACACAAUAGAGGUUGGUGCCAUUCGACUCUACACAGAACCAAUACGCACGUCUCUCACGGUGGAAGCGUGUGCAUGGAAGUUGCUGCUUGGACGCAGCCUCAACAAGGAGUACUGUGCCAAGAUGGACGAGGUCAGUAACUUUGUGGGCGAUUACUCCAAGAGACUCGGUCGACCCAUCAAGGAUCUUGAUGAUGUCCGCCUUGCCAUGUCUGCCCUUGAAACCAUACGUCAGGAGGACAUCCGCAUUGACAUGACCUUGGGACCAAUAGAGGAAGCAUAUUCCAUGCUGCAGAAGUUCCAGGUUUCAGUGCCUAGGGAAGAGGCCAACAGAGUGGAUAGUCUCAGAUACUCCUUCCAGAAACUGAGCAGACAGGCUUCUUCUGCUCAAGCUAACCUGGUGAAGAUCCAGCCCACAUUCAAGGGAGAGCUUCUAAGUGCUGUUGAGACCUUCCAUGUCGACAAUUUCUCAUUUGAUGCAGACUAUGAAGAGAAUGGACCCAUGGAGCAAGGCAUCUCGCCCGGAGAAGCCAAUGUUAGACUACAAGUCUUUCAGACUAGAUUUGAUGACCUGUUGCGAAGAUACAACACCUAUUCGGCUGGAGAGCAGCUGUUUGGUCUCCCUGUGACUGAUUACCCAGCCCUGAUGAAGACCAAGAAAGAACUUAACCUCCUGCAGAAGCUCUAUGGCCUGUACAAUGAUGUCAUUGACAGGGUCAAUGGUUACUAUGAUAUCCUGUGGAGUGAAGUGGAUAUCGAUGCAAUCAACCAAGAGCUAAUUGAUUUCCAGAACAGAUGCCGCAAGCUUCCAAAGGGUCUCAAGGAGUGGCAGGCUUUUCUUGAACUCAAGAAGACCAUUGAUGACUUCAACGAGACUUGUCCUCUGCUGGAACUCAUGGCAAACAAGGCCAUGAAGGAUCGCCACUGGGAGCGCAUCACCAACGUCACCGGACACAAGUUUGAGAUUGACUCAGAUACCUUCUGUUUGCGUAACAUCAUGGAAGCCCCACUGCUGCGUAGCAAGGAGGAUAUUGAGGAUAUUUGCAUCUCAGCAGUCAAAGAGAAGGACAUUGAGGCUAAACUGGCUCAAGUUGUCAGUGAAUGGACCAACCAAGCUCUGUCCUUUUCAAACUUCAAGGCAAGAGGAGAGCUGCUUCUGAAGGGAGCCGAGACCUCAGAGAUUGUAGCACUGAUGGAGGACAGUCUUAUGGUCCUUGGAUCACUCCUCAGCAAUAGAUACAACGCACCUUUCAAGAAGAAAAUCCAAACUUGGGUACAGAAGCUUUCCAAUUCAUCUGACAUCAUAGAGAACUGGAUGACCACACAGAACCUGUGGGUCUACCUUGAAGCUGUAUUUGUUGGUGGAGACAUUGCCAAGCAGCUACCUCAGGAAGCCAAACGUUUCUCAAACAUUGACAAGUCUUGGGUGAAGAUCAUGAUACGAGCCCAUGAGAAUGACAAUGUGAUUACAUGCUGUGUUGGAGACGAGACCCUGGGGCAGCUUUUGCCCCAUCUCCUAGAACAGCUGGAGAUAUGUCAGAAGUCACUCACAGGCUACCUGGAGAAGAAAAGAUUGGUUUUUCCCAGAUUCUUCUUUGUGUCUGACCCAGCUCUGCUUGAAAUCCUUGGACAAGCCAGUGAUUCCCACACUAUUCAGGCUCAUCUCCUUGGAGUGUUUGAGAAUGUGAAUGAGGUGGAAUUCCACGCGAAGGACUAUGACCGCAUCAUGUCUUGUGUCUCCAGAGAGGGAGAAGUCAUCCCUCUUGACAAGCCUGUGAUUGCCAAGGGCAAUGUAGAGACCUGGUUGGGAGAGCUACUGGACACUCAGAUGAGAUCGCUUCAUGGUAUCAUCAAAGAUGCUUCCAGAGUCAUCAAUGACUCUAGCUUUGAGCUUCUCUCCUUCCUCAAUAACUACAUUGCUCAAGUCGGUCUACUCGGUAUCCAGAUGUUGUGGACCAGGGAUGCAGAGGAAGCCCUCAGCAUGGCCAGAGCCGACAAGAAGAUCAUGCCUGCCACCAAUAUCCACUUCCUGGAGCUUCUCAACUGCCUCAUUCAGCAAACCACUCAUGAUCUGACCAAGGUGGAAAGGAUCAAGUAUGAGACUCUUGUCACCAUCCAUGUCCAUCAAAGGGAUAUCUUCAAUGAUUUGGUGGCUAUGCACAUUCGUAAUGUGAAUGACUUUGAGUGGUUGAAGCAGGCUCGAUUCUACUUCAAAGAGGAUACAGACCAGUGCAUUGUGUCCAUCACCGAUGUUGACUUCAGCUAUCAGAAUGAGUUCUUGGGCUGUACAGACAGGCUUGUCAUCACUCCACUUACUGAUAGAUGUUACAUCACACUUGCCCAGGCCUUGGGUAUGAGCAUGGGUGGAGCACCCGCUGGUCCUGCAGGGACAGGCAAGACGGAGACCACCAAGGAUAUGGGCAAAGCUCUAGGCAAAUAUGUGGUUGUAUUCAACUGCUCUGAUCAGAUGGACUACAGAGGUCUAGGAAGAAUCUACAAAGGUCUUGCUCAGUCGGGCAGCUGGGGAUGUUUUGAUGAGUUCAAUCGUAUUGAGCUUCCUGUGCUGUCUGUGGCUGCACAACAGAUUGCCAUUGUUCUGACUGCCAAGAAAGAGAGAAAGAAGGAGUUUGUCUUUAUGGAUGGAGAUGUGGUAGACUUGAAUCCAGAGUUUGGUCUCUUUCUCACCAUGAACCCUGGAUAUGCUGGUCGUCAGGAGCUACCCGAGAACCUAAAGAUCCAGUUCAGAUCAGUGGCCAUGAUGGUACCUGACAGACAGAUCAUCAUGAGGGUCAAACUGGCCAGCUGUGGUUUCCAGGAGAAUGUCUUACUGGCUCAGAAAUUCUACACCCUCUACAAGCUUUGUGAAGAACAACUCACCAAGCAGGUUCACUAUGACUUUGGUCUGCGGAACAUUCUGUCAGUUCUGCGUACGUUGGGAGCCAACAAGAGAGCUAGACCAGAAGACAGCGAGUCAACCAUCGUCAUGAGGGUUCUCAGAGACAUGAAUCUAUCUAAAUUGGUGGAUGAAGAUGAGCCUCUGUUCCUGAGUUUGAUCAGCGAUCUGUUCCCUGGUAUCCAGCUAGAUAGUGCUACCUACGAGGAGCUCCAAGCAGCUUUAUCGGUUCAAGUCGAUGUGAUGAACCUGGUAAAUCACCCUGCCUGGAACCUCAAGGUGGUACAGCUCUACGAGACCCAGAGGGUACGGCAUGGUAUGAUGACCCUGGGCCCCAGCGGUGCGGGCAAGACCUGCUGUAUCAACCUGCUGAUGAAAGCCAUGGGGGACUGUGGGGCUCCUCACAGGGAGAUGAAAAUGAACCCUAAAGCCAUCACAGCUCCUCAGAUGUUUGGUAGGUUGGAUGUAGCCACCAACGACUGGACAGAUGGCAUCUUCUCGACGCUCUGGAGGAAGACGUUGAAGGCCAAGAAAGGUGAACACAUCUGGAUUGUGCUUGACGGACCAGUGGAUGCCAUCUGGAUUGAGAACCUCAACAGUGUGUUGGACGACAACAGGACAUUGACCCUGGCCAACGGUGAUCGUAUCCCCAUGUCACCCAACUGCAAGGUAGUUUUUGAAGUGCACAACAUUGACAACGCCUCUCCCGCCACUGUAUCAAGGAAUGGUAUGGUGUACAUGAGUAGUUCAGCACUGGACUGGAGACCAAUCCUUCAGAGCUGGUUGAACAAGCGUGCAGCAGGAGAGGCAUCCAUCUUACAUAACUUGUUCCACAAUUGCUUUGAUGACAUCUACAUGUAUGUGUCACACAACCUCUUGCCCAAGAUGGAGACUUUGGAGUGUAACUACAUCAAACAGGCUGUCGACCUGCUGGAAGGGCUGAUCCCUAAGAAAGAUGAGCAUGACCACUCCACCAUGCCUGCAGCUCACCUGGAGAAACUCUUCAUCUUUGCCGUCAUGUGGAGCCUUGGUGCACUGCUGGAGCUGGAAGACAGAGCAAGGAUGGAGGAGUUCAUGACACAACAUGAAAGCAAGAUGGAUCUUCCUCCCGUCACAGAAGAAAGCGGACACACCAUCUUUGAGUAUGUGGUGACUAAGGAUGGAACUUGGGAGCACUGGUCUAACCGAGUCCAGGAAUAUCUGUACCCAGAUGACUCUGUCCCUGAGUACUCUUCCAUCCUCGUACCCAAUGUUGACAAUGUCUGCACAAACUUCCUCAUGGAAGCAAUCGCCAAGCAGCACAAGGCUGUGCUUUUGAUUGGAGAACAAGGAACAGCUAAGACGGUCAUGAUCAAGGGCUAUAUGUCUAAUUACAAUCCUGAUGCACAUGUUAGUAAGAGCUUCAAUUUCUCCUCGGCCACAAUACCCAUGAUGUUCCAGCGUACCAUUGAAAGCUACGUGGACAAACGUAUGGGAAGCACUUAUGGACCACCAGCAGGAAGAAAGAUGACCGUCUUUGUUGAUGACAUCAACAUGCCGAUCAUCAAUGAAUGGGGAGACCAGGUGACUAAUGAGAUUGUGAGACAGAUGAUGGAGAUGCAUGGCAUGUACAGCUUGGAGAAACCAGGUGACUUCACCAACAUCGUUGACGUCCAAUUCAUCGGGGCAAUGAUCCAGCCUGGUGGGGGUCGUAAUGACAUCCCUCAGAGGCUCAAGAGACAGUUCUCCAUCUUCAAUUGCACUCUCCCUUCAAAUGCCUCUAUUGACAAGAUAUUUGGAAUCAUUGGCAGUGGGUAUUUCUGUCCUACUAGAUUUGGUGAGGAAGUCAUGGAGCUGAUUAAAGAGCUUGUGCCUGUCACUCGAGUUCUGUGGCAGCAAACCAAGGUCAAGAUGCUUCCUACUCCAGCCAAGUUCCACUACAUCUUCAACCUGCGUGAUCUGUCCCGUAUCUGGCAAGGUAUGCUGCACAUUGCCAGGGAGGAGUGCUCCGACCAGGCCACCGUGCUUGCUCUCUGGAAGCAUGAGUGUACCAGGGUCAUCGCUGACAGAUUCACUACCGAGGCAGACAAGAAAUGGUUUGAGAAUGCUACCUCUAGAGUCCUGAAUGAGCAGCUGGGCAAGAGCUAUGUGGACCAACUAGCCCAAGAACCCUACUUUGUGGACUUCUUAAGAGAUCCACCUGAACCAACGGGAGAAGAGGCAGAAGAUGCCAACCUGGAUGCUCCAAAAAUCAACGAACUUGUUCCUGACUUGGAGUUCCUUUCUGAUAAGCUGCAGCAGUACAUGUCCAUGUACAAUGAUGCAAUACGUGGAGCUCACAUGGACCUUGUCUUCUUCAAGGAUGCUAUGACUCAUCUUGUGAAGAUCUCUCGCAUCAUACGGACUGACAGAGGCAGUGCCCUGCUGGUAGGAGUUGGAGGUUCAGGCAAGCAGAGUCUCACCAGGUUGGCUACCUUCAUAGCAGGAUACAAGAUCUUCCAAAUCACUCUUACGAGGUCAUACAAUACUAGCAACUUGAUGGAUGACCUGAAGUACCUGUACCGCGUAGCUGGAGCAGAGGGUCAUGGUAUCACCUUCAUCUUCACUGACAAUGAGAUCAAGGACGAGGCUUUCCUAGAGUACCUCAACAACGUCCUGUCAUCUGGAGAGGUUUCCAACUUAUUUGCCAAAGAUGAACUUGAUGAGAUCACACAGGAAUUGAUCUCUGUCAUGAAGAAAGAGUUUCCCAGACGACCUCCAACCAAUGACAACUUGUAUGACUACUUCAUAUCCAGAGCAUGCAAGAACCUCCAUAUUGUUCUCUGCUUCUCUCCAGUUGGAGAGAAAUUUCGCAACCGCUCCCUCAAGUUCCCUGGGCUCAUCUCUGGCUGCACGAUGGACUGGUUCACUCGCUGGCCCAAAGAUGCCCUCAUUGCAGUGUCCAACCACUUUCUAUCCAAGUUUGAGAUCAUCUGCCCCACAGAGACCAAGUUUCAAGUGGUACAGACCAUGGGCGAGGUGCACGAUGGAGUGGCCACUACCUGCAUUGAGUACUUUGAAAGGUAUCGUCGUCAAGCCCAUGUAACUCCAAAGUCCUACUUGUCUUUCCUGGAUGGCUACAAGUCCAUAUAUCUUGAGAAAUAUUCUGAGAUCUCUGAGUUGGCUCAGCGUAUGAAUACUGGUCUGGACAAGCUGAUCGAGGCUAGUGAGUCUGUCGCAGAGCUGUCCAUCCAGCUGGUCGUCAAAGAGAAAGAACUGGAAAUAGCCUCCAAGAAGGCUGACCUGGUGUUAGCAGAAGUGACUGUCUCAGCUCAAGCAGCAGAGAAAGUGAAAGCCUCUGUUCAGGUCGUGAAGGACAAGGCCCAACAUAUUGUGACUUCGAUCGAAGCAGAGAAAUCUGUCGCCGAGGGCAAGCUAGAGGCUGCCCGACCCGCCCUGGAGGAAGCUGAGAAUGCCCUCAACACCAUCAAGCCCACCCACAUCUCAACCGUGAGGAAGCUAGCCAAACCUCCCCAUCUCAUCAUGCGCAUCAUGGAUUCAGUGCUCAUCCUCUUUCAGAAGAGAGUCGAUCCUCCUUCCCUUGAUCCAGAAAGACCCUGUCCCAAACCAUCUUGGGGUGAAUCUCUCAAGUUGAUGAGUGGAGGUGGGUUCUUGAAUGCUCUGCAAACCUUUGCUAAGGAUUCCAUCACAGGCGAGACAGUGGAGCUUCUCCACCCCUAUCUGAGCAUGGAAGACUACUCGUUUGCAAAUGCCAAGAAAGUCUGUGGAGAUGUUGCUGGGCUGUGCUCAUGGACAUGUGCAAUGGCAACGUUCUUUGGAAUCAACAAAGAAGUUUUGCCCUUAAAGGCCAAUCUCGCAGUCCAAGAAGCCAAGUUGAACAUUGCUACCAGAGAAUUGGAAAAAGCCCAAGGUCAGCUUGAUGAAAAGCAGAGGGAACUGGAUGAAGUCCAGGCAAAGUUUGAUGCAGCCAUGUUGGAAAAGCAGACGCUGUUGGCUGAUGCAGAGUCUUGUAGGCAUAAGAUGACGGCAGCAUCAGCGCUCAUCAAUGGCCUUGGAGGAGAGAAGAUUCGAUGGACUCAGCAGAGCAAAGAGUUUAAAUCCCAAAUCAACAGACUGGUAGGUGAUGUACUGCUUGCUACUGGUUUCCUCUCCUACUCGGGUCCAUUCAAUCAAGUCUUCCGUCUCAUGAUGAUGGACGAGUGGUCCAAGGAGCUUUCCAAGAGACGCAUUCCUUUCUCAGCAAACCUCAAUGUCACUAACAUGCUGGUGGAUGCACCUACUAUUGGAGAAUGGAAUCUUCAGGGUCUACCCAAUGAUGAGCUAUCUAUUCAGAAUGGUAUCAUUGUGACCAAGGCUACCCGCUACCCUCUAUUAAUUGAUCCGCAAGGUCAAGGGAAAGUCUGGAUUAAGAACAGAGAGAGUGACAAUGGGCUCCAGGUGACAUCGCUGAACCACAAGUAUUUCAGAACUCAUCUAGAAGAUGCCCUGUCCCUUGGGAGACCUCUCUACAUUGAAGAUGUUGGUGAAGAUUUGGAUCCUGCCCUCGAUAAUGUCCUUGAAAAGAACUUCAUCAAAUCUGGCAGCACGUUUAAGGUGAAAGUAGGAGACAAAGAGUGUGAUGUGAUGACUGGUUUCACACUCUACAUGACCACCAAGCUUGCUAACCCUACCUACACACCAGAGGUAUCAGCCAAAGCCUCUAUCAUUGACUUCACUGUAACCAUGAAGGGUCUAGAAGAUCAGCUACUUGGUAGAGUUAUCCAGACAGAAAAGCAGGAAUUGGAAUCAGAAAGAAUUGCUCUGAUGGAGGAUGUGACAGCCAACAAACGAAAGAUGAAGGAGCUUGAAGAUAAUCUCCUCUACAGACUUACAAGUACACAGGGUUCCCUGGUUGAAGAUGAGUCUCUCAUCACCGUGCUUGCUUCUACCAAAGUGACAUCCGAAGAAGUGACGGAGAAACUAGUGGUGGCAGCAGAUACUGAACUCAAGAUCAAUGAAGCAAGAGAAGAAUUCAGACCAGUGGCUAAUCGAGGUAGCAUCCUGUACUUCUUGAUCACUGAGAUGAGCAUGGUUAAUGUCAUGUACCAGACGUCCCUAAAGCAGUUCCUCGGUAUCUUUGAUCUCUCCAUGGCAAGAUCUGAGAAAUCGCCCAUACCAGCCAAGCGCAUUGCAAACAUCAUCAGCCAGCUAACGUAUGAAGUGUUCAGGUACUCCUGCAGGGGGCUCUAUGAGAACCACAAGUUCCUCUUUACUCUCCUCAUUGCCCUCAAGAUUGAUCAGCAACUGGGCAAUGUCAGAAUCAAAGAAUUUCAAACUCUGAUCAAAGGUGGUGCUGCUCUGGACUUGAAAGCCUGUCCACCCAAGCCAUCAAAGUGGAUCACAGAUGUCACCUGGCUUAACCUGGUAGAACUGAGCAAGCUACCUCAGUACUCAGAAAUACUUACACAGAUCCAGCGCAAUGAGAGAACCUGGAAGGUAUGGUUUGACAAAGACGCCCCAGAAGAGGAGAUUAUCCCUGAUGGAUACAACAGUUCAUUGGACACAUUCAGGAAACUUCUUCUCAUCAGAUCUUGGUGUACGGAUCGUACCAUCCCACAGGCAAGGAAGUACAUCGCCGACUCCAUGGGAAGCAGGUAUGCUGACCCGGUCAUCCUUGACCUUGAGAAGACAUGGGAAGAGAGCGAUGUCCAUACCCCUCUCAUCUGCUUCCUAUCCAUGGGAUCAGAUCCUACCAGUCAGAUUGAAGGACUAGGCAAGAAGCUGAAAGUUGCCUGCAGAUCUAUUUCCAUGGGACAAGGUCAAGAAGUGCAUGCAAGGAGACUCAUACACCAGUCCCAAGUGGGGGGUGGUUGGGUGAUGCUUCAGAACUGUCAUCUUGGUCUUGAGUUUAUGGACGAGCUGCUGGACACUGUGACUGGCUAUGAGAACCCCCAUGCAAGCUUCAGAGUGUGGAUCACUACAGAGGUUCAUCCUCAGUUUCCUAUCAGCUUACUCCAGGCUUCCAUCAAGUUCACCAAUGAGCCACCUCAAGGAAUGAAAGCAGGUCUGAAGAGAACCUUUGCAUCUAUCACGCAGGAUCAGCUUGAUGUCAUCAGCCUACCUCAUUGGAAACCUAUGCUCUAUGGUGUGGCCUUCCUGCAUACCUGUGUUCAGGAACGUCGUAAGUUCGGCCCUCUUGGUUGGAACAUCCCAUAUGAAUUCAACUCGGCGGAUCAAGCAGCUAGUGUACAGUUUGUACAGAACCAUCUUGAUGACAUCGAUCCCAAGAAGGGUGUAUCUUGGAACACUGUGAGGUACAUGCUUGGUGAAGUGCAGUAUGGUGGAAGGGUAACCGAUGACUAUGACAAGAGGCUUCUCAACACAUUUGCAAAGGUGUGGUUUGGAGAUCAUAUGUUCCAGGAAUCCUUCAAGUUCUAUACCGGUUACAUCAUUCCCAAGUGCAAGACGGUACAUGAUUUCCUGGAAGUUAUUGAGACCCUCCCACUCACUGACUCCCCAGAAGUGUUUGGGCUUCAUCCCAAUGCCGACAUCACCUAUCAGAGUAACACGGCUAAAGAAGUACUGGAUACCAUCCUCAACAUCCAGCCCAAGGAUACCGGUGGAGGAAGUGGAGAGACGAGGGAGAGCAUCGUCUACAAGCUAGCUCAGGACAUGCUGGAGAAACUACCCCCUGGAUACAUACCCCAUGAGGUCAAAGCUCGCCUAGUGAAGAUGGGAGCCCUGACUUCAAUGAACAUCUUCCUUCGUCAGGAGUUAGAUCGCAUGCAGCGUGUUAUCAGUCUUGUACGUACCACACUCACUGAUCUCAGACUGGCUAUAGAGGGCACCAUCAUCAUGAGUGAGAACUUACGAGAUGCUCUUGACAAUAUGUACGAUGCCCGUGUUCCGGCCCUGUGGAAGAAAGUAUCUUGGGAGUCGUCUACUCUGGGAUUCUGGUUUACAGAGCUCAUUGAAAGGAAUGGUCAGUUCUUUUCAUGGUGCUUUGAAGGUAGACCUUGCGUCUUCUGGAUGACUGGAUUCUUCAAUCCGCAAGGAUUCCUGACAGCCAUGCGGCAGGAAGUGACAAGGGCUCACAAGGGUUGGGCCUUGGAUUCUGUCACCUUGCACAAUGAUGUCACAAAGUCAUUCAAAGAAGAAAUUUGUGCACCCCCUAAUGAAGGAGUAUACGUCCAUGGUCUGUACCUCGACGGAGCCGGCUGGGACCGACGUGGUGCCAAGUUGACGGAACCCACUCCAAAGGUCCUCUUCACCCUCCUUCCAGUGAUCCACAUGUUUGCCAUCAACUCCACCGCCCCUAAAGAUCCUCGUCUCUACCAGUGUCCCGUCUACAAGAAACCCUGUCGUACAGAUCUCACUUUCAUCACCUUCGUUAUACUGAGGACCACUCCUUCACCGGACCACUGGACUCUGAGGGGCGUGGCUCUGCUCUGUGAUACCAAGUAGAUCUUCUCUAUUAAAGUCACAAGAUAAGUGGCUGUGGUGGCUUAGGAAAUGUUUGCUGGAGCUAUUCUGCGACAUUAGCUUGUUAGUUUUUAGAAAGUUCCAAAUCGAUUCAUUUGAUUUUGCUCUGAAUCAGUUAGAGAGCCUUUUGAAACAUGAAAAAAUAUAUAUGUAUAAAUGAAAUGAAUUAUAUAGGUUUUUAUCGUGUUUGUGUUGAGUUUUGCUCCAUGAGAAGUCGACGAUAGCAUCAUUAAUUUGUUCCAGAAGAAAUGUAGUAUUCUCUGCUGACAAAAAGUAAUGAAACUGCAACAUUUAUGGUGUGCCAUCAUUCUAAAUUGUCGCUCAGUUAGAGAGCUCUCUAAAAUAUGAACAAAUAUAUAUUCAUAAAUUAACUGAAUAGAUUUGUAUCGUGUUUGUGUUGAGUUUUGCUCCAUGAGAAGUCAAUGAUAGCAUCAAUAUUUUGGACCAGAAGAAAUUUAGUAUUUCUCUGCUGACAAAUAGUAAUGAAAUUGUGCAGCAUUUAUGGUUUGCCAUCAUUCUAACUCAUCAUUCUAUGGUGCAGAUUGUCUGUAAAUAAUUUAUUUCAGAUAAACGAAAUGAGCAACAAUCACAGUGUUCUGUUGAUCAAAAGGAUGUUUAUGAAUAUCAGAAUUUUUAUCUCACUCAUUCAAAGUUCACCAACUCAAGUUUCAUUAUUUUAGAUUUACUAUUUCAAGAUGCAUAUCUUCCUGUAGA
Molecule: messenger RNA, 14731 nt
Organism: Strongylocentrotus purpuratus (purple sea urchin)
Lineage: Eukaryota; Metazoa; Echinodermata; Echinoidea; Camarodonta; Strongylocentrotidae
Gene: dnah8
Product: dynein heavy chain 8, axonemal
Exons: 87
Coding region: 122-13999 (4625 amino acids)
Biological process (GO): microtubule-based movement
Cellular component (GO): dynein complex
Molecular function (GO): ATP binding; dynein intermediate chain binding; ATP hydrolysis activity
Source: RefSeq, a predicted model, not a curated record